Molecule: messenger RNA, 1407 nt
Organism: Sebastes umbrosus (honeycomb rockfish)
Lineage: Eukaryota; Metazoa; Chordata; Actinopteri; Perciformes; Sebastidae
Product: dehydrogenase/reductase SDR family member 13-like
Exons: 5
Coding region: 27-980 (317 amino acids)
Source: RefSeq, a predicted model, not a curated record
UCUCCAGUCACUAGUUGAGUGUAGUGAUGUCUGUGUUGCUGUGCCUGGUAGCAGGAGCUCUGUGCUUCUAUGUGCUGGUGUAUUACUGUGUGUUCAGAGGAGCAAGGUGCUCCAGCUCAGUGACGCUGGAGGGGAAGACGGUCAUUGUUACAGGAAGCAACACUGGCAUCGGCAAGGCCACGGCUCUGGAUCUGGCAAAGAGAGGAGCCAGGGUGAUCCUAGCCUGCCGCAACAAGGACAAAGCUGAGGCUGCCGCUUUUGACAUCCGCAGAGAGAGUGGGAACAAUCAGGUGGUGUUCAUGCAGUUGGAUCUUGCGAGUUUCAAGUCUGUUCGCAGCUUUGCUGAAACCUUCCUAAAGACUGAACCCAGACUGGACAUCCUCAUCAACAACGCAGGUGUGAUGGGUCCAGGACACACUGAGGAUGGUUUCGGCAUGGCGUUUGGGGUAAACCACCUGGGUCACUUCCUGCUCACCAACCUUCUCCUGGAGCAGCUGCAGCAGUGCGGUUCCAGUCGUGUGGUCAACGUGGCUGCACUUCUGCACCGCCUCGGCAGCAUCGACUUCCCUCUGCUGGCCUCCAAGAAGGACUUAGUGUGUGGUCAGUCUACCUGGGACAACAUUCAAGCCUACUGCAACAGCAAGCUGUGUAACGUGCUCUUCACCAGGGAGCUGGCCAACAAGCUGGAGGGCACCAGUGUCACCUGCUACAGCCUCCACCCAGGAGUCAUCUACACAGAAUUCCUCCGCAAUAUGAGCCUGUGGCAGCGGCUCCUCGUGAUGCCCUUUGCCAAGCUCUUCUUCCUGGAUCCUGAGGGGGGGUCCCAGACCACUCUGUCCUGUGCCCUGCAGGAGGGCAUCGAGCCUCUCAGCGGACGCUACUUCUCUAACUGUGCACUGCAACAAGUGGGAGCCAAGGGUCGAGAUGAUGCCCUGGCAAAGAAGCUGUGGGAAGUGAGCGAGAGGUUAACCAGUUUAUGAUAAUAUACUGAAUCCUAAUCCAGUAUGAUCGCUUCUGUGCCUCAUCAGAGACCUUAAUAGACCUCCAGUGCCAAUGUUGGUCUCUAUUUCUUUAAAGACUGGUUUCUAAUGGUGAACAUAAAGCAGUGCAAUGUCUUACUGUUUCUAUUAUCUGCAUAACCUUACAACUGUGCUAAUUGUUUAUUAAAUGGCAGUUAUCCACAAAGAGAUGUCAUGAUUGCUCUUGUGGUCAAGCCACAUUUUUUACUGAAAUGUUGCGAUGGCCAGCUGUGUAAAGAGGAGGAAGACUGCUUUGGGUAAAUGCUUCAUCAAACUAGGGAUGCACCGAUACCGGAUCGGAUAUGGGUCUGACACUGACUGAAAUAGCUGGAUCGGAUAUCGGUGGCAAUGGAGCCGAUCUAUUCAAUUCUAUUCUAUGUUUAUAUAC